AACCCUGAGGGCGGCGCUAAGCCCAGGCUCCCACACCCGGCGCUCUGGCCCUCACAGGCGCUACUCUGUGGCAUCUCGGGUUCCCUCUGGCUGUGCUCUGGAGGACCACACUCGUUUUCUUCUUGGCUGCCCGAGGCUCCGCGGCGGCGGCUGAGCUGGAAGAAAGAUGGCGGCAGCCGUGCGACAGGAUUUGGCCCAGCUCAUGAAUUCGAGCGGCUCUCAUAAAGAUCUGGCUGGCAAGUAUCGUCAGAUCUUGGAAAAAGCUAUUCAGUUAUCUGGAGCAGAACAACUAGAAGCUUUGAAAGCUUUUGUGGAAGCGAUGGUAAAUGAGAAUGUCAGUCUUGUGAUCUCGAGACAGUUGCUCACUGAUUUCUGCACGCAUCUCCCUAACCUGCCCGAUAGCACAGCCAAGGAAAUCUAUCAUUUCACCUUGGAAAAGAUCCAGCCUAGAGUCAUUUCAUUUGAGGAGCAGGUUGCUUCCAUAAGACAGCAUCUUGCAUCCAUAUAUGAGAAAGAAGAAGAUUGGAGAAAUGCAGCCCAAGUGUUGGUGGGAAUUCCUUUGGAAACAGGACAAAAACAGUACAAUGUAGAUUAUAAGCUGGAAACUUACCUGAAGAUUGCUAGGCUAUACCUGGAGGACGAUGAUCCAGUCCAGGCAGAGGCUUACAUAAAUCGAGCAUCAUUGCUUCAGAAUGAAUCCACCAAUGAACAAUUACAGAUACAUUAUAAGGUAUGCUAUGCACGUGUUCUUGAUUAUAGAAGAAAAUUCAUUGAAGCUGCACAAAGGUACAAUGAGCUCUCUUACAAGACAAUAGUCCACGAAAGUGAAAGACUAGAGGCCUUAAAACAUGCUUUGCACUGUACCAUCUUAGCAUCAGCAGGACAGCAACGUUCUCGGAUGCUGGCUACUCUUUUUAAGGAUGAAAGGUGCCAGCAACUUGCUGCCUAUGGAAUCCUAGAAAAAAUGUACCUAGACAGGAUCAUCCGAGGAAAUCAACUUCAAGAAUUCGCCGCCAUGCUGAUGCCACACCAAAAAGCAACCACAGCUGAUGGUAAUGACCAUGUCUUGUAUGCAGAAAAAAUAGCAUCUCAAAUGAUAACAGAAGGACGUAUGAAUGGAUUUAUUGACCAGAUUGAUGGAAUAGUUCAUUUUGAAACACGAGAAGCCCUACCGACAUGGGACAAGCAGAUCCAAUCACUUUGUUUCCAAGUGAAUAACCUUUUGGAGAAAAUUAGUCAAACAGCACCAGAAUGGACAGCACAAGCCAUGGAAGCCCAGAUGGCUCAGUGAAUCCUUGCAGAACUUCUGUGCACACUACAUCUUUUUCCAUGUUGUGCAGAUUAAUUUCACUCGCUCUCAAAAGCAUUUGCAUCAUGUAUUUCAAUCCCUUUUAUGCUGGAUUCCAUUUAAAGAAGACAUUAUUAGAGCAGAAAGUACAAGCAUUUUAAAAUACUUAGUUCCAAUAUAUUCAGGGUCUCUGUGUAUUAAGCUAACUCAGACGUUUUGAAAGCUUUUUCUUUAAACAGAGUAGGUGAAAUAUCUGUGGCUAAAAAGUUUGGGAUUUGUGAUAACUUUGUAGUCAUGUAAAACUUAAGUGCUUUGUGCCUCUCCAAACGUGGUUAUUCUAAUAAAUGGAGAAAUGAGCCAAAUAAAAGUAGUACUUUGUUUUUAAUUA
This is a messenger RNA of Propithecus coquereli (Coquerel's sifaka), 1676 nucleotides long. It is a transcript of the gene COPS4, whose product is annotated as COP9 signalosome subunit 4. NCBI's taxonomy places the organism in Eukaryota, Metazoa, Chordata, Mammalia, Primates, Indriidae. The coding region runs from base 167 to 1291 and encodes 374 amino acids. The record is from RefSeq and is a predicted model, not a curated record. The transcript is spliced from 9 exons. Gene Ontology annotation, cellular component: COP9 signalosome; cytosol.